Alnus glutinosa is the source of this 1761-nucleotide messenger RNA. RefSeq lists its product as uncharacterized. NCBI's taxonomy places the organism in Eukaryota, Viridiplantae, Streptophyta, Magnoliopsida, Fagales, Betulaceae. The record is from RefSeq and is a predicted model, not a curated record. The coding region runs from base 132 to 1550 and encodes 472 amino acids. The transcript has 6 exons.
GUCGUUUGUUCCAAUGCCGAAAUUAGCCCAAGACCCAAACCGUAAAGAUGGAAAUGGCUCUCAGGCGCUCAAUCAAGCACAGAAAUCGCUGACUUCUCCAGCGGAUUCAAAGCUAUUUGGGUGACUUCUUUAUGGCUCAGAAAGUUGAGAGAAACAAGAAAAUGGUUCGCAGAAAGGCUGAUGAUCACUGGGCUUUUCUGGAAGAAAUCGAAGCACCUAUGUGGGUAGAUCUCACUCUAGAAGCUAACUUUAACAACAAAGACACCAAUGAUGAGUGGUUCCUCGCAAGCCACCCGUUCCACCAGCGUUCUUCUCACCAAUUAAAAUCUGCAUUUUCUCAUUCUGGUGAGGGUAUUACAUCCUCAGACUCUGACUUACAGGGAUCAACUUCGCCAAAAAUUCCACUGUCAGUCUCAAGAUCAAGAGGCAAAGACUACAGCAGCAAGAAAUGGAAAGCAGAAAAUCAUGAUUUCUUAUCAAGUAAGAAGCAUCCAAUUAAGGUUUUAAGUGGGAAAUCUUAUUUGGUGGAUCCACAAUGUGGUGAGAAAAUAAAACCUAAAUCAAGCUUUAUAAAUUUAAAAGGAACUUCAAGGUCAAAAUCAGGUUUCGUUUGUGAAAGCAGUCUAACUGGAAAUACCAUACCGAGUUGCUCUAAACCCGUAUCCACUUGCGGUGAUCCUGCAAGUAGGUUGAGUUCUAUGGGAAACAAAACUUUUGAAAGCAGUACAAGAAGCACCAUUACAUCUCAGAGCAGUCAGCAACAAGAUCAGAAUUACACGGAGGUAUCCUCUAUGUUGUCAGAUAUGAGGAUUAGUCUUAGGAAAAGCUGUAUUACAAGACAAGCACCAAGGGUGGAGAUGAAUAAUGAUAAAAGGCUGUCAAGAGGCUGCAAAUCAUCAACUGGCAAGUCCAGUGUGGGUUCAUCAUCAAACCCAUGUUAUGAUGUUAAGAGCUCAACAUCUACAUCACUACGUCAGAAAGGAAUAAUCCCAGAUAGCAGAAAUGUAGUGAGGAUGACUUAUGCAGCAAUGAACAAGGUAAAAAAAUUUAGUGUAUACAGGGAUUCAACCAUUAAAGUUGAAGAAGUGAGCUCCAGUUCUAGAAGGGGAACUAAAAUCAAUGUCGUAAAGUCAGUCCACCAGGAAGCUGCAAAACCAAAGGUUCGAUUUCAGACUGUACAAGCAAGAGCUUUGGUGCCACUUAGAGUUAAUGAGCAAGAGUCGUCUAUGAAAGCAGGCAGGUUUAAUAGAUUGGCAGGUGCUGGAAAAGAGAAUGCUACAGGGAGAUUGACUGUGAGUCAGAAAUGCAGUGGCAAAGGCAUUGCUGCUGUAGCCAUGAUUAAGGAUCAGAAAGCGACAAAACAGAGUGUUCGACAUAGGGGUGGAGCAGGAUUGGUUGCUUCACAGGGAAGAGUCACCGUUCGGUCCGAAGAGAAUCAGCAUGCGAAGGUGACCCAAAGGGGGGGAACGAAGAAAAUAAUAAACCCGAGACGGCCUAUCUUCGAUGAGAGAGCAGGGCAGCACAACGGGUUGUGUAUAGUACAAACCUAACAUCUUUCUUACAUGGAGUGAAACAAUUACAAGUUUUGCUCCUUUUUCUUAGAUUUGGGUGUCAACUUUUGGUGUUUUUUCGGCUUUAAACAUCACUGAGACAUCUCUGAUAUUCACUGAGACAUCUCUUUGCGUGCUGCUUUAUGUUUUCUAAUUGUAUAUUCCUUUUGAUUGUCAUCAUCAUAAUUUUCAACCUCCUGUUGACUUGAAU